AUGUACAAAGCGGUCGGUGGCCUUGGCCAUUUUGCCUUCCAAACUCAAGACAUCCCGAACCGCCUGGCCGUUUCCUCGCCCGGCUGCCAGCCACGGUGCCACGCAAAGGGUGGUGGCCCAGCUCCUAGAGAAGUUCGCCGAUACUGUAAUCUCUCACCGAGAUUCAAGCACGGUCUGCCCGGCUUCUUCCACCAUCCCAGCCUGCCAGGUCUUACCACGGGCGACGCCCGGGCCUACCUGAAGCCCGGGUGUUUGGUCCUGUCCUUGGGCCGGAUGACAGAACCUGUCGGGCAACCUGGACGGCUGGAGCCUGGAGAAAACUCGCGCUCGGCUGGCCAAAGCUCGCCAUUCAAUAUUGUCCUCAGGCAUGCUGAGCCGCCCACGAUGAGCCAUUUCAAACCUUGCUAUCGUAUUGGACAGUUCGAUACCUCGCCCAUCGUUGAUCUGGGCCAUCUUGGGGCACGCCGCAUCUCUGCACCACUACCCACCAUUACAGUCCUCGGAAAUGGCCCCGGUUACCCCCUCCCGUAA
Messenger RNA from Colletotrichum abscissum, 531 nucleotides. RefSeq lists its product as uncharacterized. Lineage: Eukaryota; Fungi; Ascomycota; Sordariomycetes; Glomerellales; Glomerellaceae. The record is from RefSeq and is a predicted model, not a curated record. The transcript is spliced from 2 exons. Bases 1 to 531 code for a protein of 176 amino acids.